UCAGCCACACUCAACUUUGACUUCUUGGACUCCCUGUUCUCCAGUAAUGGAAGUCAGUACACCUCUAUGACCUCCCUCAACCAAUCCGUGUCUAAGUCGUCCAUGCAGAGCUAUGGCGGCCGUAACAGAAAGCAUGGAACCCUGCGGAAAAGGGGUUCUGUAACGGGAGUGACACCCAGAUAUAGAAGUCAUUCGCCGGGUUCUUCACAGGAUGGAGCCAUUAUUGAUACAGUGGCUGAACAUCAAGUUGUGGAUAACAAAAGGAUGGGUGGAAUGGGCAAGAAACAAUCAGAUCCUCGUAAGAUAAUGGAUGCGCUGACACCAAUAAGGGAGACAACUCUAGAAGAUGAACAUGUCAAAAUGAAGAUAAAAACCUCAAACGCCUCUGUAGUCAUGGCAAAGGCAGCUGCAAUGAAAUCGUCCAAUGACAAAUUCUACAAAGAGUCUCACCCUGCUUGCAGAGGACCUGACUUCCGGCGUUCUUUGUUCAACAUCCAUGGCCAGAGUCCCCUAUUGGCUCAUUUCCUGCGCAUGAGAAAUAUAUCACAGGAGGGGGGUAUGGUGGUACGCGUCCGUCGCACGGAGCUCGAGAAUCUACCAGCUCUUGAUGCACCAACAUAUAAAGAACUAAUUAAAGAUUCCUUUAAGAGGGUUAGAGAGAUUGAAAAAGAAUAUGACCGAUUCUAUGAUAAGAAUGUGCGGGAGAGCUUAGCCUCCACAAAGAAACACCGGGAGAUGAACCAGGAGUACCAGAAGCUACAGUGCUCUCUACUGGCCAGACCCAAGGAGGUCAAACGUCUGUGUGAACUCCUAAUCCUGGAACAGAAUAAAGACCAGGACUCUGUGUCAGCUGGUGCUGAUGCUGCUCUCGAGUCAGCGUUACUGGCUUGUCAGGAUUGAUGCGCUGAUGGAGACGAGCAGGGCUACUCGUAUCUGUGAAACUUACAUCGGUACUAUCACUGCAGUAAGGACUCUGCUGGUUGUAGACAUGCUUACAACACAAACCAGUACAUUUAUGGUGGAAGUGUGAUGAUUCCAUUGGAACAGAUCAAUCCGACAUUCUUUUGGCAGGUAUCCUGUGCCAAAGUGUUAUACAGACCCAACUUUUAUUUUGAAUACAAUGUAAAAUGUGAAUAUUGUAAUAUACACAGGUUUGUAUAGUUCACACAAUGUACAUCAAGACUGUUUAAUGAAAGUAUGUGCAAGUUGCAAAUGUGUGAUGACAUCUGUGCCAGUCAUUAAUAACCUACACCUGUACUAUACAGUGUUACCAUUACCUUUGACUAAUAUUCUGUAUAGCCAUGUUGAAAUCCAUUUUCCUUUUCAUGUACUACAGAACAUCCUUCAAACAAUUUUGUUGGUAAGAAUGAUCUGUUAUCAAAUGAUCUGUGAUAUAUUUAAUAAAUGUUGAUUAAAUCA
Mizuhopecten yessoensis (Yesso scallop) is the source of this 1419-nucleotide messenger RNA. RefSeq names its product protein FAM227B-like. Lineage: Eukaryota; Metazoa; Mollusca; Bivalvia; Pectinida; Pectinidae. Bases 67 to 900 code for a protein of 277 amino acids. The record is from RefSeq and is a predicted model, not a curated record. The transcript has 5 exons.